UUAUCAUGUAAGCAGAAACACUAUCCCCAGCCGAUCAUGUAGAUCAUUACCUCGGCUGGGGCACAUCGUGUCUUAUAGCCUUACGUCACAUUCGUCAUAUACCCCCAGUCCAGGUGCGGCUGAGUAGCACACGAUAGAAGAGGCUUGGCUUGACCAAUUGUUAUAAUUGUAUAUCACCAAAUUUGCCCGAUGGGUUCACAAACAGCCAGCCAUAGCUGCGAAUAAAUAUGAACGAUCGUUCGAUUUUUAUUGAUGAAUCUCAUCGAUGCGGUCUCGUUUUUAUUUAUUUAUGAUUUGAGCUUUGAGGCUUAAUACUUUCAAAAUGUGGCGUUUAUCACCUACACUUUCGGCGUGGGCAUUCGAGCUCAACCUAUUGGCAUUACAAGCCCUCAUUCCUUAUAAUACCGAUAAAAAGAAUGGCAGCCUAUUCCGCCAUAUUAGGACGCUUACAGCAAUAUGUUUCAAUGCUAUUUACCUCGUCACCAUCAAAAAACGAGCCACAGAUCCCGCUUUAGAUCCCGAAUCGGGCCGGCCCGUAUGGCGUGCAAUAUACGCUUGCCUCUUCAGCGUUUUCGUGUGCACCUUCAGGACUACUUACAAUCAUUUUACCCAGACGACCGCUUCUUUGAAGCCAUCGCGUGAAGAAAUGUCGAGCUGUUAUAGGAAAACCGAAACACGCCGACUGGUUCCCGUUUACAGAGUGUCCUAUCCAGCAUUUCGGUUUCUCGAUAAGUUAGCACUCUCUAUUCAAACGAUGGCGAAUUCGCCUGCUCCGUUGGGAAUUCCGCCCUUGGUUCAUAAUGGAAGACUCAAUGUAUCGGGCUAUUUUAAACAUCUCCUGCUGGGUCCAGUCUUGCGCUUUCCUUCAACCUUUCCAGGCAUAUCGGGAUUUUUCUGGCGUAAUAGGGGGUACAUUGUGACUAUUUUAUUUACCAUAUACAACUAUUCUUACGAGAAAAACGCAGGGAGACUACUGGCCGUAACCAUGAUUCGGGGUUUCUUUUCUUUUGAGCAAAUCGGUCCUGAGUUUCUGUGGUCUCUCACUUACCACGAUGCGCUGGAAGUGGAUGGUAUAUAUUAUGAAGUGCGAUCCGCGGCUCUAUUCUCUACUAGACUUAAGAUUCGAAUAAGGCCUACGAAGGGAUCUUCAAUGGAGAAAUAUAAACGGGAUCGUCAAGAACUGGGUUAUACAUUUUACAAUAAUGAUGAAAUUGAAGCAAAAGCUCGCCAUCUGACCAAAAUUGUGCCCAACUAUGACCACCUAACUUUCAAUUGCCAGGCGUUUGCGCAGAACUUAUUUCGCCGCAUCGUGGCCCAUGAGUUACUCCCGAAGGGUAAGACACUGCCGAUACCACCUCGACAACGGACAUUACACGGCUAUCACAACCAAAGGAGCAAUGCCUUGCUCGUUUUAGCUAUGUUUCCGAGAUUCUUUUCGCGUUCUCUCGGGUAUGUUCUCUGGCUUCCGUGGCUCAAUUAUUGGUACGAAUAUCUCAUCUUCGCGACCUGCUCUUGGCAUGGUAAGCCUGCUAGCAAUAGAGUCGCACUAUUCCAACUCUUAUCUUCUGCUGCGUUCGUGUACGUAUUCGAUCUAUAUCAGAUCUCCGAACGCAUGCGCGAGGUUUUCCCAGGCCUCGACACAAGUAUCAUAGCCCCAAUCACAGAUGCGAACACGUUACGGUGGUAUGAAUGGGUGUUGAAUUCGGACUAUUACCUCGGAAUUAUAUCAAUACCUAUUACCUUCGUUAACAUACUAGUCAAGCUUUACCUUUAUGAUCAACACGUGGAUAAAGGACUCCCGAAAAUCGUAAGAACUUCUUGGCAUAAGGAGGGCUUUGGCUUUGAAGGGAUGGAAGUAGGGGUCCAACAUUUCGCGUCAGACCAGCCCACCAAUGGCUACAAUAUUACACCAUUGGGUCUAAUACCAAAGAUCGACCACGCACGAGUAAACGCAGCAGCUGAAGAUACGGGCUUCGACAAAAGCGCAGCUCUAAGGAUUCGCAAGGGGUUCCACAAGUUGGCAGAUUUAGACAAUGAGGUUUGGACGGAUUGAUCUAAUAUUAUACACAACUACCUCGUACCUAGGGGGCAAGACGUUAUAAUAUAAUAAUGAACACAUGCCCAGCCUAUACAUAUAAAAAGUAGAUGGCGUAGUUAAGUAUCGUAUGUACGGACUU
This is a messenger RNA of Daldinia decipiens, 2177 nucleotides long. RefSeq lists its product as uncharacterized. The record is from RefSeq and is a predicted model, not a curated record. NCBI's taxonomy places the organism in Eukaryota, Fungi, Ascomycota, Sordariomycetes, Xylariales, Hypoxylaceae. The transcript is spliced from 2 exons. Bases 323 to 2053 code for a protein of 576 amino acids.